AGCGCCACCGUGUUUAUAUGCGGAAAAGCGUCAGGAGGUAUGAGGAAUACUCCACAGCUAAUGAUAGCUAGGUACACAAAUAGGGAUUUAAAUCACUUUCUGUCUCUACUUGCCCUCUGGGGGUCUACUAAAGGCUGGAGGCGGACAUAAUUUCGGCUAGGACCUCGGUUUUUGCUGCUACGUUCCCACCGAGACGACGAGCAGUAACGCGAGACUACCGCUAAUCCCGAAAAGAGGGAAGCGGCCUGCUUUUGUGACCGGCUUCCCGGUGCAGCUCAAACGGCUAGCACUGUCACCACAGCCCGGGGCUUCCGACGGAUUAUUUUUCUUUUUACCAACAUAAGGUUUUGAAGUUGUUUUUGCUUUGCUAAAAGCAGCUGGUUAGCCACCCAGUCCUCUCACUUUCGACAUGUAAUAGUCGGUGUUUUUCACCUACGGGGACCUUUUAAAGCUAGGGCGGCCUGUUUUGUUUUCGAGCCGCCAUGAAUCUCCGCGAACAAUAACACAACCAUAACGAGCCUGCUGGGGCUGCACUGCCGAGCCAAGUGGGAGCAACAGACCGGAUGCCUCUAGUGGAGUGAUAAAUGCACCGUCUGAUACCAGCUGUGGGCCGACGUGAAAACCGGGAACAAGAAUGCAUGUGGACUAUGGAGGGAGGCAUCGGGGGAAAGCAUCGCAAACCGGAGCAGUCGGUCACGAAAGCCGCAGUUAGAAUUUGGGAGCCGCUGCUGCUAGCUAACCAGCUGUAUUAAAUAUAAGGCCAGUGGCGGAGGAAAGAGCGCCACACGAUGCUUUGUCUAAUCAUAACUCAUGGAUUGUAUGGAAACAAACGUGUUGGAUGGUUUCUACCCUUGUGAAUGCGCAGAUUAUCCCUCACAUCCGUCGAAAGCAGCUGGACUUUAAUUUCUUCACAUUGAGGAUGGAUUAGAUGUGACUGCUCGCUGAGUGAUACGGGGAUGUAUAACCUGCUCAUAUAUGUGGGAUUUACCAACUGGGUACCGAAGAAGAAGUGAUUUGGUUAAAUCUGUCUCAUCUAUGCCCCCUUCAAAGCCCCCAGACUCCGUUGACAAAAACGAUCAUUUUGCCUCAAAACAGGCGGGAGUUGUGGGUCUGGAUUGUGUGCUUUUGUGUGACUCUAGUGUUUUAACGUGUCAGUAAAUCUUAACGGACCGGGCCGAACUGGAGCCCCGGGCCAGGCAGCUGAGAUGAACCCGGUGAAUGCGACCUCUCUCUACAUCUCCGCGAGCCGUUCGGUGCUGCAGUGCGACCCCCGAGACCCUCGGGCCCUGGCGGAGCUCUGCAAACUGCUGCCGUUUUUCCGCCAGUCCCUGUCCUGCUUGGUCUGUGGUAACCUGCUGCAGGAUCCCAUCGCACCUACCAACUCAUCAUGUCAGCACUAUGUCUGUCUAGGCUGUAAGGGUCAGAGGAUGCAGCUAAAGCCGUCCUGUAGUUGGUGUAAGGACUACUCCCGCUUUGAGGAGAACAGGCAGCUCUCCUUGCUCGUCCACUGUUACAGGAAACUCUGCCUCUACAUCACCCAGUCACCUCUUGCCCCACACAUAGCCAGCGCUGCCACUGACUCGCCGGACCUUCAGGCCAUUCUCAACGAGGGCCUGACAUUGGCUGAGAGCGAGCCAGAGGCAGAGGACGUUUCAGAUUCAGUUGGUGUGUCGCAGGCGGCCUCCACAUCUGAGGUGUUGCAGCCUGAGGAAGCUCCUCCUACAAAAGAGCUUAAGGUAGAGGAGCCGAACCCUGUGAGUAUAAAUGGACUGCAUGAUUGUAACGGCCUUGUCAGUUCAGACAGACUGCAACCCAUCACCAUAGAAACAGGUGGGGGGGUUCCAAAGCAGGAGUGCUUUGCUGAGGAAAUCCCAGUGUGCGUGAGUGUCACAGGGACGGGGGAGGCGGGACUUUGUGAUAUCAGCACUUUUGGGGACGACCUCAAACAUGGAGGGGGUCCACUGUUGUUGAGUGUGGAGGAGGUGCUCAGGACACUGGAAACGGACACAGACCCUGACCCCACCCUCGAGCCACAUCCGAAGCAGGACUGCUCCCCUUCUGUACCUCAGUCCACUCUUAACGGACCCCUUAACCCUUCUCGCCUCCUCCCUUCCCUCCCCACAGAAAACAGUUUCCGUCCCCUCCAGCCUCACGCACAGCCCUCACUGCAGCCACCCCCGCAACCCCCCACUGUCGUCCCCCGUGUCCCCCCUCGGUGCCACCGCAAACGCUCCCGUUCAGAGAGCGACAGCGAAAAGGUGCAGCCCCUCCCCAUUUCCAGCCUGCUUCGAGGGCCUUCGCUCGGUGCCAACAGUUCCCCUCAUCACCCAAACCCUGGUUCCACCACCAAACAGGAGCCCAAGUUUCCUGCAGUCACGCCCCACCCUCACCUGGCACCGGUGCCUAAUGGCGGCCCUCCAAAGGUGGGCAAGACUGUGCUAGUGUCCAACAAAGCACUGAAAAAGACUGUGGAGCAUCAUGGGGGCCCUAAGAAAGCUUACACCAAGGCCAGACAGGGGACACCCAAACCUCGUGCGCAGCCUCGUGACCGGGUACUGCCCCACCCCCAUGCUCACCCCUUGACACACCCACCCAGCCCCUCAAAGCCACUGUACAAGAAGCCUGUGGAGAAGAAGGGCUGCAAGUGUGGCCGAGCCACCCAGAACCCCUCUGUUUUGACCUGUAGGGGGCAGCGUUGUCCCUGCUACUCCAACCGCAAGGCGUGUCUGGACUGUAUCUGCCGCGGUUGCCAGAACUCGUACAUGGCCAACGGAGAGAAGAAGCUGGAGGCCUUUGCUGUGCCAGAAAAAGCCCUGGAACAGACCCGCCUCACUCUGGGCAUCAACCUGACCAGUAUCACAGCAGCGGCCCUCCGCAGCCCGGCCACCAGCUCCCCUGGCAACACCCUCCUCAACGUCACCACGGCAACGGGGGCUCCGGUCACGGCUACCUUUCUGUCGGGGGCGGGGCACGACAACAGGGGCUUUGACGAUUCACUGGAGAUGCGGUUUGACUGCUGAGGUCCCGGCCCUUCCUCCGGUUAGUCGACGCGCACAUUCCCCGCCCCGCCAGCCGGGCGUCAUCCAUCGGGUCGUGCCAGGGGCCUGCGGUGGCGGAGCCAGAACAAGGCAGCUACAGUGACAGGCGGUAGUGAAGUGAGGGUCACCAGCUGAAGCUGAGGAGUUGCCCUCUGUCCGCCGCCCAAAACUGCACCAUGCUUGUGGUCUUGCAUACAAGUCGGAAGAGAAGAAGGAAAAAGGAGAUGUAGCGUUACUGUAUGUGCAGAGAUUUCAUUUCAGUGGGGAUAGUUCUUUUAAGUUUCUUCUCUACUAUGGGCAAUGUGUAGAGCAUGUUGUGUAGCUAAGUCAGGAGUGUCGACUGAGGUCACACGCCUCUCUGUGUGUGUGUGAGUGCAUGUGAGUGUGUAUGUAAGAGGGGAAGGGUUUGGUUUGGAGAUGAACCAUAUGAGCAGGAGCGGAGACAUCAUCAUCAUCAUCAGAGACUGGUGUAAUUUAUAUUCGAGAGAAGUUUUUGUAUGCGGACUUGAGUUUCCAUUAAGAAGACAUUUUAAGAUCUGUUUUAUAAGUUACAUUAAAAACAACAGAAGCCAGUGUGAGGUGCAUUCAACCAGAAUAUUUUCACACUAGGACAUUAAGAUCACCAACAAUAAAAUUUGUGCUGAAAUUAGUCAGAAAAUCAACUUCAAUAAAUAUGUUAAAAGCACUUACUGAAAUAAAGGUUGACAGAUAUUGAUCGGCACCAAACAGGUUGUGAAUUUAACAUCACCAGCCAAAUGUGUAUGUCUGGUGAAUAUUAGAAAAAUGUGUAUUUAACCAAUAAAGUGGUGAAUGUUUGAGUCAAGAGAAACUGCCACAUGUUUAGAUCUUAUGUUAAAAGUUUUCAUGUUCAGUCAUUUGUGUUGUUUUAAACACUUCUUCACACAGAUUAAUGAAAUGUUCCCCACCAUAUUUCUAAUCUUACCAUGUUUGUGUUAAAUAUUCUGGUUGAUUGCAGCCCCUGCAUGUUGUUUGUCACAUAUGGUUUCUGGAAGCUACACACAUGCUGCUAAAUACCACAAAGGACUCGAGGAGAGCAAACCUGUUUUCCUUGUCUUUUGUCUUUGUGUUUUUGUUUCUCUUUUUUUUAUAAGUUGCGUUAACAACAUUUGCAGUAUUUAUUGGACGUCUCCUAACAUAGGUUACGUGUCAUAUUAUUUCAUGGUUCAGCCCAACAAGUCUGUUGAUUCAGUUUGGACUGUUCUGUCUCGGUUACGUUACUGUCUUCGUAGUGUUAGUUUCUGGUGUCUCCAAACUGUUUUUGUUCUCCCUUGGGGCAUUUAAAUACCUGUAAUAUAACUGUAACAUAUUUCCACAAAAAAGAAAGAAAAUCAAAAACUUGA
Messenger RNA from Sphaeramia orbicularis (orbiculate cardinalfish), 4399 nucleotides. It is a transcript of the gene msl2b, whose product is annotated as MSL complex subunit 2b. The record is from RefSeq and is a predicted model, not a curated record. The coding region runs from base 1206 to 3020 and encodes 604 amino acids. NCBI's taxonomy places the organism in Eukaryota, Metazoa, Chordata, Actinopteri, Kurtiformes, Apogonidae. Gene Ontology annotation, biological process: protein ubiquitination. The transcript is spliced from 3 exons. Gene Ontology annotation, cellular component: MSL complex. Gene Ontology annotation, molecular function: ubiquitin protein ligase activity.